GAUGAACCACUUUUUAAAGGGCCGUUCAUCAUGGAAGACUCGGCUGUCACAGACUUUGUUGACAAAGUCAGAACAAAUGUAAAAUGUACCCCAGGAAAAGGUACAUGUGGUACCAGCCAGUGGUCAGCUGCUCGAGAGACAGCAAAAAGAGCCAGCAGGCUUGAUGAAGAGGGGUUAGAGGUGGCUGUAUGUAGACAUGGAGUGCUACUGAAAGCUCUCAACAUGUUCAGAGGAGAAAUAUUUGCCUACCCCUUGUUCCUUCAAACGCAGUUUCAAGCUACAAACGUGCAUUUUUAUUGCACAGAUAUUGCUUGUAAAUACUGGCCCUACCUCGAGAAAGUGGCAAAGACAAUGCCAGAACUGCGACAUUUGCUGAGCAUGCAACCGUUUCUCUCGGUCAUGCAUGCCAAGGCCCAUUCCACAAAGUGUGAGAUUGUGUGGAGUGGGAGAAAUUUGGAGGGUGCUGGUUCGACGGCCGGGGAAGAAGUGGAGAUGGUGAACAGCUUUCUGUCACGUUGUGCCAUCACAACUAAGUACAUGACAAAAUCAGCUCGCAAUGACAUGUUGACUGUCCAUGCAAUGGGAUGGAACAGACGGAAGCAGGAAAACCUUCAUGUGGUGUUGGCCAAGAGAUAUGUCAAGACAAUCACAAUGUUGGAGGGUGAGACUCAAAAAAUGAAGGACACCUGCGAAGAGCUUUGAUGCCCUGAGGACAAAGUCCAACAAUGGGUUAAUGAUGUUAGAGACUGGGCAACAAACGACAACACAUCAGGCGACAAUCAGUCUCCAGAUGUCCAUUGAGCAGCUAUUUCUAGGGCU
Molecule: messenger RNA, 819 nt
Organism: Gymnodraco acuticeps
Lineage: Eukaryota; Metazoa; Chordata; Actinopteri; Perciformes; Bathydraconidae
Exons: 6
Coding region: 31-702 (223 amino acids)
Source: RefSeq, a predicted model, not a curated record